Messenger RNA from Theobroma umbraticum, 1685 nucleotides. It is a transcript of the gene UGT74B1, whose product is annotated as UDP-glucosyl transferase 74B1. NCBI's taxonomy places the organism in Eukaryota, Viridiplantae, Streptophyta, Magnoliopsida, Malvales, Malvaceae. Gene Ontology annotation, molecular function: quercetin 3-O-glucosyltransferase activity; quercetin 7-O-glucosyltransferase activity. The record is from RefSeq and is a predicted model, not a curated record.
UUGAAUACAUCAUCAUAAAGAGCACUUCAGAGAGAAAAAGAAAAAGAAAAGAAAGAAGAAAUGGAAGACAGAGAGAUUAAAGGGCACGUAGUAGUGCUGCCAUACCCAAGCCAAGGCCACAUAAACCCUCUUCUCCAAUUUGCAAAACGCCUAGCCUCUAAAGGUGUCAAGGCAACACUAGCCACAACCCAUUACACUGUCGAGUCCAUAUGUGCAGCUCACAUUGGUGUCGAGCCAAUCUCUGAUGGGUUCGAUCAAGGUGGGUUUUCUCAAGCAGGGAAUGUAGACUUUUACCUUAAGUCAUUCAGGGACGAUGGCUCCCGAACUCUGUCUCAACUCAUCCAAAAGUUCCAAAACUCUACCACCCCAGUUAAUUGUGUUGUGUAUGACUCGUUUCUGCCAUGGGCUCUCGAUGUGGCAAAGAAGCAUGGGAUUUAUGGAGCUCCAUUCUUUACUAACUCUGCCACUGUGUGUAACAUCUUUUCUCAUAUUCACCGUGGCCUGCUUCCUCUGCCACUGAUGCCUGAAAGCACACCCUUAAAGUUACCAGGGCUUCCUCCACUGAACUACCCUGACUUGCCCACGUUUCUUAGGUUUCCAGAUAGUUAUCCAGCAUACUUGGCCAUGAAAUUGAGUCAAUAUUCAAAUUUGAAUGAAGCUGAUUGGAUUUUUGAUAACACCUUUGAAGACUUGGAAGGGAAGGAAGCAAGAGGCGUAUCAGAGAUCUGGCCAGCGAAGUUGAUUGGUCCCAUGGUACCAUCUGCUUACUUGGAUGAAAGAAUCAAGGGUGACAGAGGUUAUGGCUCAAGUUUAUGGAAGCCACUUAGCGAAGAGUGCAUGGAAUGGCUUGAAACAAAGCCGUUUCAGUCUGUGGUCUAUGCUUCUUUUGGAAGCAUGGUUUCAUUAACAGAAGAACAAAUGGAAGAGAUUGCCUGGGGCUUAAAGGAAAGCAAUUUGCAUUUCCUGUGGGUGGUCAGAGAGUCAGAACAGAAAAAACUGCCCAAAUGGUUGGUAGACUCAACUAAAGAAAAGGGCAUGGUUGUGACAUGGUGUAACCAACUAGAAAUGCUGGCACAUCCUGCCGUAGGCUGCUUUCUGACCCACUGUGGGUGGAACUCAACGCUGGAAGGGCUGAGCCUUGGAGUGCCAAUGAUUGGUGUGCCCAAAUGGACAGAUCAACUGACCGAUGCAAAGUUUGUGGAGGAGAUUUGGGAGGUAGGAGUGAGAGCCAAAGAGGAUGAGGAGGGAGUUGUGAGAAAGGAAGAACUAAUGAAGUGCUUGAAGGAAGUAAUGGAAGGGGAGAAAAGCAAAGAGAUGAAGGAAAACGCUAAGAAAUGGAGGGAAUCGGCUAAGAAAGCAAUCAGUGAAGGAGGGAGCUCAGAUGAUUGUAUUAAUGAGUUCGUGGAACAUUUGAUGGCUUCUUAUAAAAGCUUGAACGGACAUUAUUAAAGAAAUUACUCAUUAAGAUUGUGCUAGCUAGUUGAUUUCUCUAGUGUUGUAGAGAUUGAGAUUCCAGGGUGCAUGGUUUAUGGGUCGUUGUGGUGGGAUUUUUUUUUUUGUCCAUUUAAGAAAAACAAUGUGGUGUUUGCACCAUCUCAUUUGUGAUGGUCUAGCGUUUAUUCUCUAGCAUUUAUUCUGGCUGAAAAGCAGUUUUUAAUUGUUUAAUAAAAAGUUAUAUUCAUUUA